AUGAACACGACGCAAUCUCCUCCACCAGCGCCGCAUGGUUAUGUACUCUGGCAGAGACAGACGUUACGUGAACACACGGAUGCCGUGGGAAAGCCACUCCCUCCCCAGUACAUUGAGCUAGGAGGCUGGAAAUUCGUGCGUAUCAAGGACCUGGCUACCUGUGACCAAUCACCUUCUUCAUCUGAAGGCCACAAUCAGGAGUUCAAUGAUGAGCCAGAGCGAUUGGUGGAGAAAGCCAAGGUCAAAGAAUACAUCUUCACAGGCUCUCGCGAACAAGACAUCGCCGCAUUGCAUGACUAUAUCGAAGCUUGCAACAAGGCCAUUCACGCUCUCGAUCCGGCAAAUCGAGAAGCACGAACACUGGCAAGAUUGAAGCUUUGA
This is a messenger RNA of Aureobasidium musti, 381 nucleotides long. Lineage: Eukaryota; Fungi; Ascomycota; Dothideomycetes; Dothideales; Saccotheciaceae. The record is from the annotation of a GenBank genome assembly.